Thalassophryne amazonica is the source of this 1511-nucleotide messenger RNA. Its product is annotated as adenosine receptor A1-like. The record is from RefSeq and is a predicted model, not a curated record. NCBI's taxonomy places the organism in Eukaryota, Metazoa, Chordata, Actinopteri, Batrachoidiformes, Batrachoididae. Gene Ontology annotation, molecular function: G protein-coupled adenosine receptor activity. The transcript has 2 exons. Gene Ontology annotation, cellular component: dendrite; membrane; synapse. Gene Ontology annotation, biological process: G protein-coupled adenosine receptor signaling pathway. Bases 122 to 1366 code for a protein of 414 amino acids.
GGUGGGUGUGUGUGUAUGUCUGUGUGUGCGUGGACACGCUGAAGCACCGUGCUGGAUAAAUCGUACGGCGCAGGAAGGAUGCUCAUCUGGUUAUUAGGAGCAGGUGUAUCCAUCCAAGCGGAUGCGCCGCGCACAAAGAGACGGCGGCGCUAACCACCGGAGCGCACCACCUGCUCAUCUGCAGACAUGCUGCUGCGCGCCACACCGGCUCCAAAACGGGAUUUUUCGAACUUCUGUGCGUGUGGCCAGCAGAAGAGAUGAAGCUGCGUCUCCUCGUCCUUCACUGAACUCUGGUCGCGGACGUUAUUUUGUAAGGAUGACCGGCGCACUUUCGUCAGCGCAGUCGCUUUACAUCGGGAUGGAGGUGGUGAUCGCGGUGUCGUCCGUCAUCGGGAACGUGAUGGUGGUUUGGGCGGUGAAGAUUAAUAAAUCGCUGCGCGACACCACCUUCUCCUUCAUUGUGUCUCUGGCUCUGGCGGACAUCGCGGUGGGAGCCCUCGUCAUCCCUUUGGCAAUCACCAUCAGCAUCGGGCUGCAAACGCACUUUUACAGCUGCUUGCUCGUGGCGUGCGCGGUGCUGGUGCUGACGCAAAGUUCCAUCCUGGCUCUUCUGGCUAUUGCAGUUGACCGCUACCUCAGGGUCAAGAUGCCCACCAGGUACAAGCGGAUGGUGACCCCUCGGCGGGCAGGGCUGGUGGUGUUCAUAUGCUGGACAGUUUCAUUCAUUGUGGGUUUUAUACCCAUGUUAGGCUGGAACAACCUGUGGCAUUUCCAACAGAACGGCUCCAUCAGCUCAGACCUCAUCAUUACCUGUCAGUUUGAAAACGUCAUCAGCAUGGAGUACAUGGUCUAUUUCAACUUUUUUGGAUGGGUACUGCCGCCGUUAGUACUCAUGUUGGUGAUCUAUGUGGAGAUCUUCUACAUGAUCCACAAGCAGCUAAACAAGAAGAUUUCCUCCAGCCACAAUGAACCGAACAAGUAUUAUGACAAGGAGCUUAACCUCGCUAAAUCGCUGGCCCUGGUCCUCUUGCUCUUUGCCAUCAGCUGGCUUCCCCUUCACAUCAUUAACUGCAUCACACUUUUCUGCCCUGAGUGCCAGAAACCCAUGUUCAUCCUCUAUAUUGCCAUCCUACUCACCCAUGGCAACUCUGCUGUCAAUCCCAUAGUGUACGCCUUCCGCAUUAAGAAGUUCCGCACAGCCUUUCAUAAAAUCUGGCAGCAGUACUUCUGCUGCAAGGAUGUGCCAGCUCUGGAGAUUCAACCCAGUGACAGGAAAGAGAUGCCCAACCCAGAUUUACUGGAGGCAGCACCACUGCAGCACCCUGAGAAGGAAAUCUCUAAACUGGAUCAGGAACAGCAGCUGUAAACUGUAGUUCGAUCACAGCAGGAUCAAGUCCCUGAACUGACCAAACACCCUACAGAACCUCUACCCUUACAGGAGCAGAGCACAGAAUAAGCUGAGGGACAUUCGUGGACUUUAGCUCACUUCAAACCUGUUACAAUGAGCAACA